Cyclopterus lumpus (lumpfish) is the source of this 1868-nucleotide messenger RNA. RefSeq lists its product as uncharacterized. Lineage: Eukaryota; Metazoa; Chordata; Actinopteri; Perciformes; Cyclopteridae. Gene Ontology annotation, molecular function: arsenite methyltransferase activity. The transcript is spliced from 10 exons. The record is from RefSeq and is a predicted model, not a curated record. The coding region runs from base 141 to 1238 and encodes 365 amino acids. Gene Ontology annotation, cellular component: cytosol. Gene Ontology annotation, biological process: arsonoacetate metabolic process; toxin metabolic process.
AUUGGAGGGGGGAGGUCUUAACACAAGUACAUUGUCAGUCUCUGGGCAUACGAGGACGAGUAUAAAUCAAGCUUUAUAUAUAUAUAUAUAUUUACGAUACAAAACGAUUGCUUUCCCCAAAGUCUGAGACACUUUUUGUAAUGUCCGACGCAAUGGAGUCUUGUGACGACGUGCGGGACAAUGUGAAGAAGUACUAUGGCAGUCGACUAGAGUCCUCUGGUGAUUUGCAAACAAGUGCUGCCUCCUGCAGUUUGCCUUGCCGCCCUCUACCAAGAAGUGUCAGGGAUGCACUGAGCCUGGUUCACCCAGAGGUAACAAAAAGAUUCUUCGGCUGUGGCCUUCCCUUCCCGGCGAAGCUCGAGGGCUGCAGAGUCCUUGACCUCGGCAGCGGCUCUGGCAGAGACUGUUAUGCCUUCAGUAAACUCGUUGGACCGAGCGGACGUGUGACGGGGGUCGAUAUGACGGAGGAGCUGAUCACAGCAUCUCGUCAGUACAUCGAGUAUCAUCAGAAGAAGUUUGGCUAUGAGAAGCCCAAUGUCACUUUUGUCCAGGGGUACAUGGAGAAGCUCAGUGAAGCUGGCAUACAGAAUGACUCAGUGGAUGUUGUUUUAUCCAACUGUGUAGUCUGUUUGUGUCCUGAUAAAAGAGCAGUGCUACAGCAAGCCUACAACAUCUUGAAGGAGGGAGGUGAGCUGUACUUUAGCGACAUGUAUGCCAGCAAAGUCGUUCCUGAUCACAUGAAGGAAGAUCCAGUCCUGUGGGGUGAAGGAAUGGGUGGUUCUCUGUUCUGGCAGGAUCUCAUUCCGUUGGCACACAGCGGGGGUUUCAGCACUCCACAUCUCGUUUCAGCCAGCCACAUUGCAAUCUACAGCAGUGAGCUCAAAGCUAAAGCAGGUGAUGUCAGCUUUGCUUCGGGCACUUACCGGCUUUUCAAGCUGCCCAAAAGUCCAGUCGUGUCUAAGGUGACCGUGACCUAUAAAGGAACUGUGGCAGAUUUCCCAGAUCAGCUAGACUUUGAUUCCUCCCACUGUUUCAAGAAAGACGUGGCAGUGUCAGUGAAUGGAGAGAUGGCAGCAAUCCUCCAGAGAUCUCGUUUCUCCCCGGAUUUCAAAAUCCAGGUAUCGGAUCAACCAGAGUCCGACUCAGGGUCAACACCACAGUACUGCCACCUCAACCCAUUUAUGCUGGCUGACAAACUGGGAUCCUCAGUGAGACAAUGCUCCAAAAUAAGCAAAUAAAGACAGAGCUGAAUCCUGAGAUUGUUUUGCAGACUUGGUAGAACUGAAAUAAGAUUGUAACACAUUUUUUGUUUGAUUUUUUGUUUGUUUUUUUAAGUCCAUAACAUUAGAGACUAAUCAUGUCAUCUGCUUGUUGUCACCUAUGUCUUGUUAUACUGUACAUGUUUUACAAGAUUCAAGAUUUUUAUUUGCCAUUUGUGCCCGGACCAACAGUCCAGACACAUUGGAAUUCUUAUGCAGGGCUCUCCGAGUAAGCGUUUCAGAAUACAAGAUAUAAAAUAUAAAAGAGAAAAAUACAAGAUAUAAAAUAUAAAAGAGAACACUGUACAGAAGUGGUGAUCUAUACAGAGGGGUGUUAAAUUAUAUUGUUUUAAGUAAUAAAAUGACACAUAUUGCUCACCUAUGUGUAGUGAGGUAGUGUUGGGUUCUUAGUUACAGUGGUUUUAACGCUGUCAUCAUAAAUAAGUCUCCAAAUACUAAAAUAGCAUGUUGUAGUAAUUGUUUUAACUUCUGUUACUUCAACCUGCUUGAGAAACGUACAAGAAAAAGGAUCAGUGUACAAAUGACAAUAAAAGCCAGUGUUCUUGAGUGUAUUAAACUAUUAAAGCACCAUGAAAGAGGUACUUAUGA